UCUCGCGGGCCGCCCGGCCGCGGCGGCGGCUAGGCGCGGGCUCCUCCCGCCUCGCCACCCCCUCUCGCCACCCACGCCCGCCCCCGGCCGCGGGGCCUUCCGUCGCACGGCCGCCGCCCGCCGCACUCCGCGUCUGCCCCGCCACCGUGCUGGCCAUGGAACCCCGAGCCCCCCGCCGCCGACACACCCACCAGCGCGGCUACCUGCUGACGCGGAACCCGCAUCUCAACAAGGACUUGGCUUUCACUCUGGAAGAGAGACAGCAGCUGAACAUCCAUGGACUGUUGCCGCCCUGCAUCGUCAGCCAGGAGGUCCAGGUCCUCAGAGUAAUUAAGAAUUUUGAGCGUCUGAACUCUGACUUCGACAGAUAUCUUCUGUUAAUGGAUCUGCAGGAUAGAAAUGAGAAGCUCUUUUAUAGUGUGCUCAUGUCUAAUGUUGAAAAGUUCAUGCCUAUCGUUUAUACGCCCACUGUGGGUCUUGCAUGCCAGCAAUACAGUUUGGUAUUCCGGAAGCCAAGAGGCCUCUUUAUUAGUAUCCACGACAAAGGGCAUAUUGCUUCAGUUCUUAAUGCAUGGCCAGAAGAUGUUGUCAAGGCUAUUGUGGUAACUGAUGGAGAGCGUAUCCUUGGCUUGGGAGACCUUGGUUGUAAUGGGAUGGGCAUCCCUGUGGGUAAACUGGCCCUGUACACAGCGUGCGGAGGAGUGAAUCCACAACAAUGUCUACCCAUCACUUUGGACGUGGGAACAGAAAAUGCGGAGUUACUUAAAGAUCCACUGUACAUUGGACUGCGGCACAGGCGAGUGAGAGGUCCUGAGUAUGAUGCCUUUUUGGAUGAAUUCAUGGAGGCAGCUUCUUCCAAAUAUGGCAUGAAUUGCCUUAUUCAGUUUGAAGAUUUUGCCAAUCUGAAUGCAUUUCGUCUCCUGAACAAGUACCGAAACAAGUAUUGCACAUUUAACGAUGAUAUUCAAGGAACAGCGUCUGUCGCGGUUGCGGGUCUCCUUGCAGCUCUUCGAAUAACCAAGAACAAGCUCUCUGAUCAGACAGUGCUGUUCCAGGGAGCUGGAGAGGCUGCUUUGGGGAUUGCUCACCUGAUUGUUAUGGCCAUGGAGAAGGAAGGUUUAUCAAAGGAGGAAGCUAGAAAAAAGAUAUGGUUGGUUGACUCAAAAGGAUUAAUAGUUAAGGGGCGUGCGUCUCUCACAGAAGAGAAAGAGGUGUUUGCCCAGGAACAUGAAGAAAUGAAGAACCUGGAAGCCAUUGUUCGAAAGAUAAAACCAACUGCCCUCAUAGGAGUUGCUGCAAUUGGUGGUGCUUUCACUGAACAAAUUCUCAAGGAUAUGGCUGACUUCAAUGAGCGGCCGAUCAUCUUUGCUUUGAGUAAUCCGACCAGCAAAGCUGAGUGUUCCGCAGAGCAGUGCUAUAGAGUGACCAAGGGGCGUGCAGUCUUUGCCAGCGGCAGUCCUUUUGAUCCAGUCACUCUCCCAGAUGGACGGACUCUGUUUCCUGGCCAAGGCAACAAUUCCUACGUGUUCCCUGGAGUUGCUCUUGGGGUAGUGGCCUGUGGACUGAGACACAUCACUGAUACUGUCUUCCUCACCACUGCUGAGGUGAUAUCUCAGCAAGUGUCAGAUAAACACCUAGAAGAAGGCCGGCUCUAUCCUCCUUUGGAUACCAUCCGAGAUGUUUCCUUGAAAAUCGCAGUAAAGAUUGUACAAGAUGCAUACAAAGAAAAGACGGCCACUGUUUAUCCCGAACCCCAAAACAAAGAAGAAUUUGUCUCCUCUCAGAUGUACAGCACUAAUUAUGACCAGAUCCUACCUGAUUGUUACUCAUGGCCUGAAGAAGUCCAGAAAAUACAGACCAAAGUCACUCAGUAACACAGCUAGAAUUUUUAACUUUAAUAAUAAGAUCUUAAAGUUUUCAUGAUUUUUAAGGGCCAGAAUCUUUUAUGAUGAUUUAUAGUGUGCUUAGAAUAAGGUGAUUUUAGUUUAAUAACAAACUCAUGGGAGUAUAUUAGUAUAAAUUAGGAUAAACUUCACACUAGAGUGUUUUGUUUCACUUACUGUGGAUAUUUAUGUUUUCUCUUGUGAUUAUUCUCUUUACGAAUUCUGUUUAAAAGCUGCUGUACCUGCUACUGAGAAAUCCCUCACUGGUCUGUAGGGAGCUAAUGGAAGAUCCCCCCAGUAAUAAAUUAAUAGAGCAUAACUUGAUCACACUAAAUGCCUACAGUUCUUUCUUGACUAUUUUGUUAAAAUCUCUUAAACAGUAAAGAUCAACACAACUUAGGCAUAACUGAAUGUUUACUAAAUAGAAACACUACUUUGUUGCCUAGAGAAAAAUCUUCUCAGGACUUUUAUUCCAGGCCUCCGUUAGCUUUGUUCUUUUGUACACCUGAACUCUUACCACCUCUGUGAAAGCUCACUGCUGUUUACAGCCUUGCACAGCCUUAGAGCGGAAUCGUCUUCUGUCCCUGUCACAUCCCAUAGAGUAAGGCACUCAUUGCCAGGUUGUGAGUCCCAAACACUCCGCAGAACACCCCUUCUCAUCUCCGACCAGCUCCUGGCCCUGCUGAGAGACUGCAGUGUUUUUGUUAGUGUAGCCUGGGCAGUGAGAAAGGCUGCAAAGAGAGUCCUUGAGAAGACCCUGAGGACCCACCUUCCACAAGGGUGUCAGACGCAAGACCAUGGUUCCCAGACAAGCUCAGGGUCCAUGAGGGUCACCUGUCCUAAUGUCCCUGUGGUUAGUUCGGAUGACUGAGAGCUCAUGACAUAAGUAAAUACAUCUCCACGCCUACCUUUCUAUCAGAUAUUAGAAUAUGUUAAUUACCAAAACAAUUCUGUGAGAAAUAAGCCUUUCCCAGGUGUGUUAAUUUACUGGACACGUUGAUAAUAACAUGACUAGAAACAGCCUUAAUUCCUAAGCUCAGGUUUGAGAACAUUCUGUAUAUCUAGAGACAGGUCUGAUUUUGAAGUUGCUUUAAAGCCUGUGUGGGUUUACGAUGGGCAGCUCUGUAAAGUGAUCUCCUUGAAGGUGAAGAUAUGGAUUCUUUAGGUGUGCAUUAAAAGGCUACAGACUUUCUAAUGAUAACUUUUGACUAAGGAUUUUCUCAGUGUAGUUAUUUGGGAAAGAUUCAGAAUUUCUAUCCUUGUCUGUUUCCAUGUCGUUAGAUGGUUGUAAAUGAAUGUAUUUACCUAUGCAAAGAUUUAUUAAAGCCUAGAGAAUAUGAAUAA
This is a messenger RNA of Grammomys surdaster, 3227 nucleotides long. It is a transcript of the gene Me1, whose product is annotated as malic enzyme 1. Lineage: Eukaryota; Metazoa; Chordata; Mammalia; Rodentia; Muridae. Gene Ontology annotation, cellular component: mitochondrion. The record is from RefSeq and is a predicted model, not a curated record. Gene Ontology annotation, biological process: pyruvate metabolic process; malate metabolic process. Bases 156 to 1874 code for a protein of 572 amino acids. Gene Ontology annotation, molecular function: malate dehydrogenase (decarboxylating) (NAD+) activity; NAD binding; malate dehydrogenase (decarboxylating) (NADP+) activity. The transcript is spliced from 14 exons.